AUGUGUGCGGUUGCAUAUUGGCGUUGGUUAGAUCAUAACAAACAGAUAAGAGUUUGUUUUGUAGCGAGUAAAUGUCGUGUUACUCCCCUUAAACUGGUGACGGUACCCAGAUUGGAAUUGCAGGCUGCAGUAAUGGCUGCCAGGUUAGCGAAUACAUUACAGUCCGCACAUCGAAUUAAAACAGCUGACCGAUACUUUUGGUGCGAUUCCACAACUGUGUUACAUUGGAUACGUAACAACACACGGUGUUAUAAACCUUAUAUCGCGCAUCGCUUGGGGGAAAUCGAUGAACUUACACAAAUCAAAGAAUGGAGAUACAUACCUACAUCUAUGAACGUAGCAGACAUGGCGACUCGUGAAAAUUAUGACUAUCUUCAGCUGCAAGGCGAGUGGUUUAAUGGACCAUUAUUUCUACAAGAGACAGAACCUUCGUGCCCUUCAAGUACGAUUAUACCUGUUGUCGAAGACUAUAACUUAGAAUAUAUAAACAAUAUUGUACCUACAGAUUACUUACCUGUGCCAGAUCCGAAGCGAUUCUCUUCUUGGAUACGUCUUCUGAGAAGUAUAUCGGUAGUGCUGAAAUUUAGAAAUAAAUGUCGAAGAAGGGUCAUUGAUGAAUGUGCUGCCAUGAAAGACGCCGAGAGACUAGUCAUACGAUAUGCACAAAAUGAGUCAUUUUGUUCGGCCAUAUCUGCAAUUAAAUAUGGAGGAUAUUUAGAAAAAAGUAGUAAGUUACAUUCGCUUACGCCUUUUCUUGAUGAACAGGGUGUACUCCGCGUGGGCGGACGUAUAGGCGCCGCCGCUGAUAUUACCUUCGACAUGAAGCAUCCUGUAAUUUUAGAUGGAAGAAAUAAAGUUGCAAAAUUAAUCGUAAAACAUUACCAUGUGCUGGGAGGCCACGGUAAUCAAGAGAUGGUAGUGAACAACCUGAAACAAAAUUAUUGGAUUAUACGAUUAAGACCUACUGUUAAGGAAAUAACUACUAAAUGUAUGCUAUGUAAAUUAAGAAAGGUGAAACCUCACGUGCCGUUAAUGGGUGAUUUACCUACCGCCAGAGUCGCUCAUCACCAGAGACCCUUUACACAUUGUGGUGUUGAUUUGUUUGGUCCCAUGGAGGUUACGGUCGGAAGACGAAGGGAGAAACGCUAUGGAGUUCUUUUUACGUGUCUCACUGUUCGAGCAAUUCAUUUGGAGACUGUUUCGACCCUCAGUACAGAUUCUCUGAUUAUGGCUCUUCGCAGGAUGGCAUCAAGACGUGGAUGGCCUGCAUACUUGUACUCCGACAAUGGGACGAACUUAAGAGGAGCAGACGCAGAGCUGAAGAAGUUCACCUCGGAGCUUGAUGAGCAAUCCAUGCAGACUGCUGUGAGUAUCCAUGGCACCCGCUGGACCUUUAUACCACCAGCUAGUCCUCACUGGGGUGGGGCUUGGGAACGCUUGAUUCGCAGCGUCAAAGUCACGCUUAAAGUAGUCCUUAAGGAAAGAGCACCUAGAGAAGAGGUACUUACCACGCUGCUGGCUGAAGUGGAAGCUAUCGUGAACGGACGUCCGUUGAGUCACGUGUCGGUCGACGUCAACAGCGAAGAGUCGUUGACACCUAACCACUUCCUGCUGGGCUCAUCUUCUGUCAUACCGCAGUUGGGCAACUUCGAUGAUUCUGACCUGUUCUUGCGUCGACAAUGGCGUAUAGCACAGAGGUUAGCUGAUAUGUUUUGGAGGAGGUGGGUUACCGAAGUGCUACCAGAAAUGAUACCACGCCAAAAGUGGACCCAAGAUAAUGAGAGACCUCUUCAGGUUGGUGACUUAGUGUUCACGCUGACCCUAAUGCUCCCCGUAACAUUUGGCCGCGAGCUCGGCACUCAAUUGAGUGCCGAGCUAAAAAGAGAAAAAGACCAGGGGAAAAAUGCAUACAUUAAACAUAACAAAUUAGUAAUAGAACCAGAAAACGAAAAAAUACAAUACCAAAAUGAUCAAGACCGACGUAAGAGAGUUUUAUCACUGUCACCAAUAACAGUCGAUGUCAAGAGUGGAAAACUAUUUACCGCAAAGAACCCCAUCAAGAAAAAUAGAAUGGACCAAUAUCUAAUUAAAAACAAAGAUGUGAGCACAAUGCCUAGUUCUCCUUUACGUCAGAAAUCAGACAGCUCCUCAUCUGCCAAUGAAUGA
Arctia plantaginis is the source of this 2166-nucleotide messenger RNA. Lineage: Eukaryota; Metazoa; Arthropoda; Insecta; Lepidoptera; Erebidae. The record is from the annotation of a GenBank genome assembly.